This is a messenger RNA of Penaeus indicus, 2438 nucleotides long. RefSeq names its product tetratricopeptide repeat protein 32-like. Lineage: Eukaryota; Metazoa; Arthropoda; Malacostraca; Decapoda; Penaeidae. The transcript is spliced from 5 exons. Gene Ontology annotation, molecular function: protein binding. The record is from RefSeq and is a predicted model, not a curated record. Bases 264 to 623 code for a protein of 119 amino acids.
GCAGGGAAUAGAGAGAGCCAUCUCAGAAGCGAAUGUCUGCUGCAAUGCGGGGAAAUAUAAGGAAGCGGAAGAUAUUUACAGCAAUUUGAUAGACGGGUUGCCGAAAGACAUGGUCGACUCUCUGCUUCCGGAUGAGUAUCCAGACCCAUACAUUUAGAAAUUACAUGGAAAAAGAGAGACGAAAGAAAAUAGAUCCAGGGGAUAUAGACUAGACAAUAGUCUAAAACCCUAUAAAAGAAGAAAGAAGAAGAAGAAGAAAUUACAUGGGAGGUACGAUGGAAAUUAUGGAUAAGGCUAAAGUGGCACUCGUCUAUAACAACCGUGGCCACACCAGAUACAAGCAGGUGCAGUUUGAAGAGGCCCUGGAUGACUAUUUUCAUGCCAUUUGUCUGAAUCCAAACUUUGCUGUGGCCUACUACAACAGGGGAACAAUCACAUAUCGACUCUGUGCUGCCAUGCCUGAAGAGAGUGGUGAAAGACAAGCCAUGUGUACCCGAGCUAAAGGUGACUUUUCUGAGGCAGCGAGACUUGACCCAGAGAAUCCUGAAUUCAGGGAAGCUCUCAAUAAUUGCCGUGAUAUACCUAGAGCUUUUUGGACAGGCUCUCCCUUUCCUGAGAAAUGAUAGUAAGGCAAGUAUAUUUUCCUAUGUGGAUGUGAUGUUAUUUCUGUGUAAGGAACUGUUUAUAGCUGAAGAAGACUAGCAAGCUAUGGUUUCUAUCUUCUAUGCACUAGACUAUAUCUUCAAAAGGUGUAACUUGGUAAGCAGGUGAUGGUAGUACUGGUAUUGUUUUUACCUUAGUUAUCAAUUUGUUGUGAUGUAUUUGUUUUUAUUGAAGCUGUCUCUGUAACAUUAUAGUUUGAUAAUAGGCAUGACUUGAAACUUGAUCUGUUAAAAUAAAUUAUAUAAAUCCAGUGCCUUUGCAUGAUCUGUAGUUCACAUCAUUGGCUAAUUUGGUUCUAGCUCCAAGUGAUGAGCCAUUCCUGUCAUGACAGACUGGGUUGUGGCUAUGGUGGACAGGUCAUUCAUGUCAUGCUAUGUAAUACAUGCAUUUCAUUUUUAUGCUGUUUGUUUUAUAAGAUAUUUGGGGCAUUGCCUGAGGGAGAAUGGGAUGUGUAAUGCUCUGACUGGCUAUCUUUUUGUAUGAAUGGGGUGAUAUUUAGAAUGUAAAUAAUAUGCCUGUUAUCCUUGUAACAGAUCCAAUUUGUUGGAAUGGUGUCUAAUGUAAAUAUUCCAGUUAAUACAGGUUCAAUCUAACAACUAAAAUGAGUAUAAUGCAUCUCUGAAUAUGCAGAAAACAAUAACGUCAGAUAUUGGAUACAAGUAUCACACAGUCAUCUACGCUAGUGCAGUGGCAUGAGUUCAGUGCACUGACAAAGUCUGAGACAGGCCCUGUAGGCAAGCACAAUUGGUUGAGCAUAAUCCCAAAAGAGGCCAAGCACUCCCCAAAUUUGCCCAGGGGCAUUGGUUAAUAUUUCUUGGUUUAUUGUUUGAGCAGAAGUCCUUAUACAACUUUCUUUUUAAAGACAUUGUUUUUAGAUUUAUCUUUUACAAGCCAUUUAUAGUACUUUAUAGUAUGAUCAGUGGUUGAAAUGUUUGGAUUUCCAGAGUAGAGGCACAUAAUGUCUUUUAGAAAUGUUUGAGACUUCAAGUUUUAAUAUUAGCAAGCUUUUGUUUUUUCCUCUUUUGCUGUAUAUUUCUUAGUAUUGAGUUCUUUAUUCUGUAAGAAGCACUUAUUGGCAUGGGGUUGAUGGAACUAAGCUACAUCAGUAAACUUAUGGAUUUAUCCACAGAAUGUUAUUUUUGCAACUUUUACUAUUUAUAUAUUUUUUUGUUUAUUUAUAGGCAGUAUUCUAGAUGUUCGUCUAUCUUUACAUGAUCUGAUUGUAAUAAUAUCUAGUAUUAACUAUUAAUUUCAAGAUCAGAGAAAGUGGAGAACAACAUAAGCCUUCUUUAGUAGAGCAAGAUGUUCCAACAUUAAACAAAUAAUCAACACAAUUCUUUUAGAGGGAUUUAGUAACAAACUAUGUCUUUUAAAGUGAAUUAAGUUAGAUUAACAUACUCAUAUAAAGCUGAAAAAAUAUAUUGUGCUCAUCUGUAUAUAGCUAAAAAGAAAUGUCCUGUCUUUAUUUCCAUGAAAAGCGAGAGUGAAAGAGUGAGUGAGUUUGAGUGAGAGUGAGAGUGAGAGUGAGAGUGUGAGUGAGUGAGAGUGUGAGUGAGUGUGAGAGUGUGAGUGAGUGUGAGAGUGAGAGUGAGAGUGUGAGUGAGAGUGAGUGUGAGUGAGAGUGAGAGUGAGAGUGAGAGUGUGAGUGUGAGUGAGAGUGAGUGUGUGAGUGAGAAUGAGAGUGAGUGUGAGUGAGUGUGUGAGUGUGUGAGUGAGUGUGUGAGUGAGAGUGAGUGUGUGAGUGAGAGUGAGUGUGUGAGUGAGAGUGAGUGUGU